Molecule: messenger RNA, 2079 nt
Organism: Microthlaspi erraticum
Lineage: Eukaryota; Viridiplantae; Streptophyta; Magnoliopsida; Brassicales; Brassicaceae
Source: the annotation of a GenBank genome assembly
AUGGGCGAACAAAAGGCCACAACCGAUGUCGGUUCAACUUCCGGCGAAUCAUCGAGGACCUCGCCGAAGGUAUUGACCGCCGGUGAUCGGAAAUUACUCAAGGUGGAGCUCCGUCAGGGGGAGACGACGUACGUGUCCUGGAAGAAGCUUAUGAAGGAAGCUAGCAAGGACAAUGGCUUGUCCCACUCGGCGGCGCCCGACCCGCCUCCUAAUGCUAACCCUAAUCUCGAGACUCGCCUUGCACCGCCAAUGCAGGGGCCACCAGCAGAAGGUGAAGCGGGUGACCAACCUCAUUCUAAUCGUUUCAACGCUGUUAUAGAGAAGAUCGAGAGACUCUACAUGGGAAAAGAUAGUAGUGAUGAGGAAGAGUUAGAUGGUGCUCCCGACGAUGACGAGUAUGACACGGAAGAUUCAUUUAUCGAUGACGCUGAAUUGGAUGAGUAUUUUGAAGUUGAUAAUUCAGCAAUUAAACAUGAUGGAUUUUUUGUCAAUAGAGGAAAGUUAGAACGGAUUGAACCGUCAACAGCAACAACAUCGAACCGGCAACCAAAGAAAAGGCAAAGGAAAGAGUCGGCAAAACCUUGUGGCGAUGAUGUUGAUGUAUCUAGAAAACAAGCCAAGGUGGCUAAGACGGCUGGAGGAAAGGACCAAUCAGCUGUUUCUGGGCCCUCUUCAAAGAAAAAGUCCAAUGAUUCAAAGACAGUGCAGGAUUCGGUUUCCCCUUUGAAAACUCAAAGUGGCAAUGACUCCUUAUUAUUGGAAAAUGUGAAGCAUACUGAUAAAGCAAAUCAUCAGCCUAGGAAUGCCAUAACUCCGUCAGAGGAAGCUGGAUCUUCUGGCGCCCUUCAUUCAAAGUUUAGCAACAAAAGUGCUCAUCAGCAAUCUAAUUCCUUGCCAGGAAAAUCUCGCCCAAAUGGUUCAGAAAAAUCAACAGUAGUCCGUCAGAAAGAAAACAAUGGCAUGCAUGACCCGGACAAUGCAACUCUAAGCAGACAAUCUAGUCAAAUGACUAGAAAAAGUGGCUCUAAAGUCAGGCCCAAAACCUCGGCACUUGAGAAAGCCAUCAGGGAAUUGGAGAAGGUGGUCUCUGAAUCAAGGCCUCCUGCUCCCACUGAGAAUCAAGAUGCCGAUACCACUUCCCAAGCAGUGAAGAGGGGAUUGCCAACAGACGUAAAAUUGAAGCUUGCUAAAGUUGCUAGGAUUGCUGCGCCGCCGGGCAAAGAAAGUUUAUCGGGAGAGUUAAUCAAUCGCCUCAUGAGCAUUGUUGGCCAUUUGAUACAAGUUAGAUCACUUAAGAGGAAUUUGAAAAUCAUGAUUGAUUCUGGCGACUCUGCAAAUCGAGAAAAAGAUGCUAGAUUUCAGCGGAUCAAGAAUGAAGUUAUUGAGAUGUUAAAAACACAAGUUCCAUUGAUGGAAUCCCAGGCAACCAAUCAAGAAGCUGGAUCAUCAGACGAUUUCCAGGAGGCUGGCUCUGUUGAAAAGCCACCUUUGAAGAAGAAGUUUGUCAUGGAUGAGGCGCUUGAGGAUAAACUGUGUGAUCUAUAUGACAUCUUUGUUGAUGGAUUGGAUGAAGAUUCAGGUCCACAGAUCAGAAAGCUUUACGCAAAUCUAGCUGAACUCUGGCCAAAUAAGUUAAUGGACAAUCAUGAGAUCAAGCGUGCCAUUUGCCGGGCAAAGGAAAGGCGAAGAGCAUCGAAGGAGAAGGAUCAAGGGAAGAUGACAAAGAAGAAACAGACACAAGCGGUACCAAAAUCAGACCCGGUUGCUAAUCCCGACAAGGCUUCAGGUGUUGGAGAUAAAACAAGUGUUGUCCCAAGCGCAACCACCACGUCCUUAGUCAACAGUCAACCUACAGCUGACUCAUCGCGCGACAGGUCAAAGCAGCAACAUGAGAAACUAAAGGGGACCUCAAGCUGUAGCAACCCUACAGCAGAAGUAAAGACAGUCAGAAGAAAGACAGAACCGAGUGCAGAAGAAUCUAACCUGCCCAAAGAGAAAAAUCUUGUUCUGGCUCUAAGGCAACAGACUCAUCAACAACCCAAGUCACAGGCUCCUCCGGAUCUCAACCUGCCAAGUUAA